Vitis riparia (riverbank grape) is the source of this 2289-nucleotide messenger RNA. RefSeq lists its product as uncharacterized. The transcript has a single exon. Lineage: Eukaryota; Viridiplantae; Streptophyta; Magnoliopsida; Vitales; Vitaceae. The coding region runs from base 669 to 2021 and encodes 450 amino acids. The record is from RefSeq and is a predicted model, not a curated record.
GGAAUUUUUCCUCCUGUCUCUCUCUUUCGCUAUAUGCAUUGCUCCAAUUUCAGUCUAUAAUUUCAAUUUCGAUUUUUCUCGAAGGAGUAGAGAGACUGUGAUGGGAUGAGGUAGAUGGUAGAGAGUUCCGCCCUCGUAUUUGACGACGACGACUCUUUUGCUUUUAUACUCCUUUUUCUGGAAAUUAUCUGUUAUCUUCUUGUAUUCAUUUCAGGCCUUUUAUUGGUAAAGAGGCUGAUUUUUUUGGUGUGUGAUCGGAGGAGAAUGUGGGUUUCUGUUUGAGACGGUUUUCGAGGUAAUUUACUGUGUGUGAUACGUGUGGGUUUCUGUAUUUGGAUCUAUCUGGCCUUUUUUUGCAUUAUUUGGAGGAAAUAUGAAGGAAAAGUUGAGAUGAUUUGAUCCGUCAGCGUUUUGACGAUUCCUUAGAAGAAGCUUCCAUUGUUUCAAAUUGUUUUUCUUUGAUUUCACUAAUGCUUCCAAAAUUCUCGUGACCUUCUAGAGUUUCUGGUUUUGGGUUUUGGGUUUUGGAUCUUGUGUUUUUCUUCCAUAAUCUAUGGCUAUCUUUCCGGUUUAUUGAAUUGGGAGUGUUUGUGUCCCAAUUUUGAUUCUUUCGAUUGUGAGUCUGUCUGUGUUUUCUUGAAUUAUUAUUGUUUACUGUGGUGGUGGUGAUGGGGUGUGCGAGCUCGAAGCAACCGCGGUGCCGGCAUUGCCAGAACUCGUUUGCGCCGGUGCCGCGAAGCUACUCUAUGCACGUCCACCACCCACCGCAGAGCAAAGGCGACAGCUACCAUGUGGUGGCUCUCACCUCCACCACAUUGGGCACUCUCAAGCUUGAUACUUCUCAUCAAAACCGCAACUCCCAUGUCAAUGGUACUAUCGUUGAAGAAGAAGAGGAUAAGGAGAACAAGGUGAAUGGGAAUGAGAAUGUGAAAGCUGGGGACAAGAAAAACAAGGGAUUCUCCAUGGGACUCAUUGAAGCCAAGACUUGGUCCAGUAUGAUCAAUGAGAAAAUUCCCAAAAUUGCUCCGAAAACGCCUAUCAGAACCCCUCCGGGCGAGCCCGAGACCAUCAAUGCCUGGGAGUUGAUGGAGGGGCUUGAGGACGCAAGCCCUCUCCGAUCACCCAAUCAUCUUCGGAGCUUUUCUUUUGAUAUUGAUCGGAGGUCGAUCCCAGCUCCAUUUGAGCUCCCCAAGUCGAGAUUUCAGGAAAACGGGGAGGCAUCGCCCAGGCCCAUGUGGCUGAAUUUGGUAGACAGUGAGAUGAAUCCCAAUUCGAAUUCAAAGACUGCUGUUCCUGAGUUUGAUCCUGAAGUCAUUUCCAUGUUCAGGAAAUCACUCCAGGAGCUUCCCUCUGACGACCCUUUCCAUAUAAAGGAUGAUGAGAAAGUGCAGGCAAGAGAAGUAAUGGAUGCGAAGAAGGUGAACGAUGAUGAGAAAGUGCAGGCAAGAGAAGUAAUGGAUGUGAAGAAGGUGAACGACGAUUAUGAUUUUGAUGUUCUGGAUCAUAAGAGCCAGUCAUUUGCCAAGGACACGGUGGUUGUGUACUUCACAAGCCUAAGGGGAGUGAGGAAGACAUACGAGGACUGCUGCCAUGUUAGAGUGAUUCUAAAAAGCUUGGGCAUUCGGCUGGAUGAGAGGGAUGUGUCCAUGCAUUCAGGGUUCAAGGAGGAGCUCAAGGACCUCCUGGGAGACGCCUUUAACAGCGGCAGCCUGCCAAGAGUCUUCCUGGGAAGAAGGUACAUUGGCGGGGCUGAAGACGUACGAAGAAUGCAUGAGGAAGGCCAGCUAGAAAAGACUCUGGAAGACUCUGAAAAAACAGAAGCUGGAGGCAAUAGUGGCAGCAGAACUUGUGAGGCAUGCGGGGAUAUUCGGUUUGUGCCUUGUGAGACAUGUUCAGGGAGCUGUAAAAUCUACUACGAAGGCGAUGAAGAAGAUGACGAUGAAGAGGGUGAAUUCGGGUUCCAACGCUGCCCAGACUGCAAUGAAAAUGGCCUCAUUCGCUGCCCCAUAUGUUGCUAUUAGUUUGGGUAUCAACCAAGAUUUUUCCCAAUUUUUUGUGCUUUUUCUUCUUUCUGGAUUUCUUGUGAGUUGUUUGCUGUACAGUGAGGAGUUUUUAUUAGAUGAAUGGGGGAUAUUCAUAAGAAAAACAGCUAGAGAAGACAGCAACUUAAAAUCUGUUGUGAGUAGGUUUGUUUCUCACAAUCCCCGCUCAUCUCUUUGCAAAGCCUGUAUACUUCCAUAAUGUUAUGGUUCCACAAAUACAAAAGGUUUGUAUACAUUUUUGAGAACA